This is a messenger RNA of Drosophila obscura, 2393 nucleotides long. Its product is annotated as vitamin K-dependent gamma-carboxylase. Gene Ontology annotation, biological process: peptidyl-glutamic acid carboxylation. The record is from RefSeq and is a predicted model, not a curated record. Gene Ontology annotation, molecular function: vitamin binding; gamma-glutamyl carboxylase activity. Bases 246 to 2267 code for a protein of 673 amino acids. The transcript has 4 exons. NCBI's taxonomy places the organism in Eukaryota, Metazoa, Arthropoda, Insecta, Diptera, Drosophilidae.
GCUCCGUGUGUCCCUUUUCCUCAGUUGCUCCCAGGCGUGAAUCGAGAUUGUGCCCGUUGCAGCUGCCCAACUGUUGCAAGGCGUAGGAGUGGCAGUGCCUUGUACUUGAUUUAAAAGUUCAAGAAACUAAUUUAUAGAUCACAUCCCGGAAAGUAUAUGCGCUAGCCAAACUGAUGGUUUGCAGUGGUUUCUGCUAUAGAAAGGGUCUGCAUCGCGAAUACAACUAAUUAUUUCAAGGAUAAACCAUGGCCAACUCCAAGCGAAAGCUACCCACAAAAUCCAGUGCACCGGAUAUCAACCCCACAGCACAGGAUAAGCCUCCUACCAGAGAGAUCCUCACCAUAGACGAUGUAAAUCAGGGUUCAUACAUGGGCAACUUCUUCAAGGAAUGCCUCGGCUAUGAGCCGAGUAACUUUAGCAGUCUUACCAACUUCACCACGUGGCUGCAGCGACCUGUGGAUGGUGCCGCCUUAGGCGUCUUCCGACUGCUCUUUGGAGCGGCCAUGCUGGUGGACAUUGCCGAGGAGCGGGGCGGUGGCCAGCUGGAUGUGCGCUUUGGCGAGCCUCAUCACUGUCACUUUCCGCUCUUCACUGGCAUGCGGGCCCUGGCCUAUCCACUGAUGGGAUGCGUCUAUCUGUGCAUGUGGCUGGGCGCGUGGGGCAUCCUGCUGGGCUAUCAGUUUCGUUCCAGCUGCCUGGCUUUCAUAGUGCCCUACUGGUACAUCUUUCUGCUGGACAAGCCCACUUGGAAUAACCACAGCUAUCUGUUCGGGCUGGUGGGCACGCUGCUGCUGUUUACCCAGGCGGAUAGCUACUGUUCGCUGGAGAGUUGGCUGAACCCUGGAAGGAGUCGAGGUCGUACCGUUCCCUACUGGAACUACUUUCUGAUCAAGUUUCAGUUCUUCAUUCUGUACAUGUACGCCGGCCUGAAGAAGAUCUCGGCGGAGUGGCUCUCCGGCUAUGCCAUGAGCAAUCUCAGCCAGCACUGGGUGUUUGCUCCCUUCCGCCAGAUGCUGGAUCCGGAGCUGAUCGAUCUGCUGAUUGUGCACUGGUUUACGGCCUUCUUUGAUGUCUCCAUUGCCUUCUUCAUGACCAUCGAGAAGACGCGGCUGCUGGUCACUCCAUUCAUGCUCAGCUUCCAUCUGAUGAACUCCCGCCUGUUCAUCAUAGGCAUGUUCCCCUGGGUAUGCCUGGCCGAAGUUCCUCUCUUUUUCGGCUUCGACUGGCCGAGAAGAAUACGGGGCACGGCAAAGGCUGCCGCCCCAUCCGAAGAGGCAGCCCCAUCCAAGCCAUCCCUGCUGGCCAAGCUGCGGACUUGCCUUAUACUCGGCUACUGUGGGCUGCAGCUCUUCCUACCGUACUCGCACUUCAUCACGAAGGGAUACAACAACUGGACCAAUGGCCUGUACGGCUACUCCUGGGACAUGAUGGUGCACUCGUACGACACCUUGCAGACCUCCAUCCAGGUCGUGGACAACGACAACCAGCAGGUGCACAAUCUGAAUCCGUUUGCCUUCACCGAGUACGAACGCUGGACCAAGUAUGCGGACAUGGCGGUGCAGUAUGCCAAGUGCAUCGAGGAGAACAUUCAGAACAGGCAGGUCAGGGGGCGUCCAUCGAUUGGCAGCAACAUUUCCAUUUACUUUGACAUUUGGUGCUCCAUGAACGGCCGGUUCCAGCAGCGUUCCUUCGAUCCACGCGUGGACCUGCUGAGGGCGCCGUGGUCACCCUUUGAGACGACGUCGUGGUCGCUGCCGCUUCUCAACGAGCUGAACUAUAUGCGUCCCAAGCUGCGGACGAUUGAGAACGAGGUCCUGGCCUGGAAUAACUACUCCGAUGUUAUAUUUGUGGCCGACUUUCCGGGCUUGACGCUGAUCAACUUCAUAUCGCCGGAUCUGAUCAACUGCACGCUGACGAUCCUCGAGGGCAAUGUACGCUACAAAAACGAUAUCGAACGGGAGUCGUAUUUCCUUACAGCCGGCAAGAGCAUUGGCCUGGCGAGCAACAUCACCCACUUUGUGACGACAAUUGGACAGAAGCCCGCCUCCUAUUUGUUCACGUACACCAACAAGACCAUGCUGGAGCAGGACAUCGCCGUCGAAGAUACUACUGCUGCUGCAGAGGUAGAGCGUCCCAUACUGCCGCUCUGGAGGGAGUUCGAGCAGCGUGUGACCAACUACCAGCAGUUCCUCGGACACAUUGGCAACUGUGUGCUGUAUCUGCUGUACGAUGUGCCCAUACCGCUGGCCGUGCGGGAGAGAGAUUAAGAUUGAAGAUUGAAGCCUGCCGCAAUGCUCGACUAUAUUCCUAUCCCUAAGUGUGACUAAUUGUAUGGGUGAUAAAACUGAUAAUAAAUGUUCAAUAUUAUACUAACACAGAUGCACUUCUCUUAU